This is a messenger RNA of Mytilus trossulus (common blue mussel), 3168 nucleotides long. Its product is annotated as lysosomal alpha-mannosidase-like. Gene Ontology annotation, biological process: mannose metabolic process. The transcript is spliced from 26 exons. Gene Ontology annotation, cellular component: lysosome. Gene Ontology annotation, molecular function: carbohydrate binding; alpha-mannosidase activity. NCBI's taxonomy places the organism in Eukaryota, Metazoa, Mollusca, Bivalvia, Mytilida, Mytilidae. The coding region runs from base 17 to 3046 and encodes 1009 amino acids. The record is from RefSeq and is a predicted model, not a curated record.
CAUCUCUGUCACAAAGAUGGAUGUCUACAUAUUGGGAUUACUCCUGGUGUUCUGUCUGGGGGCACAGGCACGCCCUUCACAACCAGAAUGUGGAUACGACAGCUGCAACCCUAUCAAAGAAGACAUGCUGAAUGUUCAUCUGGUACCCCAUACGCAUGAUGAUGUCGGUUGGUUAAAAACAGUAGACCAGUACUACUACGGAGAUCGCAAUGAUAUACAGAAUGCUGGUGUACAAUACAUCAUAGAUUCUGUUGUACAAGAAUUACUAAAGGAUCCCAGUAAGAGGUUUAUUUAUGUAGAGAUUGCAUUUUUUGCUCGAUGGUGGAGAGAACAGGAUGAAGCCAUGCGAGACCAAGUUAGGAUGCUUGUCAAUCAAGGACGUCUGGAGUUCAUACUGGGAGGUUGGUGUAUGAACGAUGAAGCAUCAACACAUUACAAUGCCAUUAUAGACCAGCAUACUCUUGGAUUGAGGUUUUUGUCAGAAAAUUUUGCCGAAUGUGGACGACCACGUACAGCAUGGCAAGUGGAUCCAUUUGGACAUUCCAGAGAACAGGCCUCAUUGUUUGCACAGCUAGGAUAUGAUUCCCUAUUUUUUGGAAGAUUGGAUUACCAGGAUAAAAACAAAAGAUUGAAUGAAUCGAACAUGGAAUUUGUUUGGAAGGGGAGCCCUAAUAGUUUAGGUGAAGUUGCCAACCUGUUUACUGGUAUUAAUUAUAAUCUGUAUCAGCCCCCUCCUGGGUUUAGUUGGGACAUAGGAAGUGGUGAUGACCCUAUUAUGGAUGACAAGAGAUUACAUGACUACAAUGUUGAGAAGAGAGUUGAUGAGUUUCUGAAAGCUGUUCAAGAUCAGGCCAAGCAUUACAGAUCAAGAGAUAUAAUGAUGACUAUGGGAAGUGAUUUUGAAUAUCAGAAUGCUCAUACUUGGUAUAAAAACCUGGACAAAUUGAUACAUUAUGUCAAUGCUAGGCAACAAAAUGGUAGUGGAGUAAAUCUGUUGUAUUCUACUCCAUCCUGUUAUACAUUCCAACAAAAUCAUUUGAACCAAAUCUGGAAUGGUAAAGAUGAUGAUUUCUUUCCCUAUGCUAGCAGUGCUCACACUUUCUGGACUGGUUACUUCACAAGCCGACCAGCUCUGAAGGGAUAUGUACGACAGUCCAACAACUAUUUACAGGUUUGUAAACAGUUAGAUACCAUUGGUAAUUAUAGAACAGGAUGGAUGACAUCUAGUGGAGUAGAAGUGCUAAAGGAAGCUAUGGGUGUAGCACAGCACCAUGAUGCAGUCUCAGGGACAGAAAAACAGCAUGUAGCUAAUGAUUAUGCAGAACGAUUGUCUAAUGGAUACAAAAGUUGUGAGAAUGUGACAAAUAUGGCCCUUAAGAGAUUGUUACCACGAUUUCAGCAGGAGCCUCCAAAUCUUCAGUUUUGUACCCUGACUAAUAUAAGUAAAUGUGAAAUAACAGAAAAUUAUGACAAGGUUGUAUUAGAAGUGUACAACCCAUUAGGUGUAGAUUCAGAUACCUGGGUUAGAUUACCUGUUAAUGGAACAGUCUUUGAUGUAUUUAGUUUCACAGGUGAUGCCAUACCUUACCAGGUUAUUCCUGUAACAAGUGAAACAAAGAAAAUACCAGAGAGAAAAGGCACCUAUGCUCAGAAUGAAUUAAUUUUCCAGCUUACUGGUAUCUCACCUUUAGGCUUACAGACAGUUUGGAUUCAGAAGGGCAAGGGUGACAAUAGUUCCUACACACCGUUCAAAGCCUUUCCAUCAGCAGAUUUCACUAUGCAGAAUAAGCUUGUAUCCCUCACUUUUGAUCAUAUUACCAAACAAGUCAAAGAGAUGGAAAACUUACAGAUUUCUCUGAAAAUACCAUUGCAUCAAAAAUUGAUGCAUUAUUUUGGUUUCUCGGGUAACAACAGUAAGGAUGAGUUUCGAGCCUCAGGAGCCUAUUGUUUCCGUCCUAAUUCAACAGAGCCUAAGACUAUGAUGGUUCAAAGUGCUUACAUUGUACAGGGUGAUUUGGUUCAAGAGGUGCACCAAGUGUUCCCAUGGGCCAGCCAGGUAUUCAGAUUAUAUAAGGAUGCUAACAAUGUAGAAGUAGAAUGGACUGUAGGACCAAUAGACAUAUCUGACAAAUCAGGAAAAGAGGUUAUUUCAAGAUAUGACACAAGUCUACAAAAUGGUGGUGUAUUUUACACUGAUGCUAAUGGUAGGGAAAUACAAGAAAGAAAACGUAACUAUAGAAAAACAUGGAACCUUAACCAGACAGAGCCUGUAGCUGGAAACUACUAUCCAGUCAAUAGCAGGAUAUUUAUCAGGGACCCAGCACCAGAUGCCCAGUUUACAGUAUUAACAGACAGGUCACAGGGAGGUAGCAGUGUUAAUGAUGGACAAAUAGAACUUAUGGUACAUAGACGUUUGUUACAUGAUGAUAGUUUUGGGGUUGGUGAACCAUUGAAUGAAACUGGUGCUGAUGGGAAAGGUCUGGUUGUAAGAGGAAAACAUUACUUGGUGCUGGAUACUAUAAAGAACUCUGCUAGACAGCACAGAUUAAUUGGUUUAUGGUUAUAUAGACAGCCUGUGAUAAUGUUAACUAAUGUAUCAAUGGACAGAGAACAAUGGUAUACUCAGUUCAACACACAGGUUUCUGGGCUGAACACUUUAUUACCAGAGAAUGUCCACAUUUUAACAUUAGAGAUGAUACCCCCAAAUCCAUUAACACCCAUCAGUCUAAGGCAGGCCAUAGUCAGAUUGGAACAUUUCUAUGAGAAUGGAGAAGAUGAAGAAAUGUCCAAGCCAGCCAUUGUUGAUCUGCAAAUGUUUGGUUUCUUCAAUAUUACUGGAGCCGUUGAGAUGACACUUGGAGCUAACAUGAUGCUGAAAGAUUUAAAUAGACUUCAAUGGAGGGUCAUGCCAAGUGGAGAUGAGCCCGCCAUUCCAUACGAAAGACAAACCUAUAGAGAACUGAAACUUGAUUCUAAGGGGAAAUUACCACAGAUAACUUUGAACCCGAUGGAAAUCAAAACAUUUAUUAUAGACUUUAAUGGCUAAUCAUCUCUAUACUAAAUAAAAUUAUUCGUACUCAGGAAUCUGAACCCUAUAGAUAUAGAUAUGUGCAAUUCAAUUUAUAACCUGUGAUAAUUCUCUUUAUACCAAUAAAUUAUUUCAUAUUA